AUGUCUCAUCCAGAAUCUCAGCCAGCCACCGAGCUCAGCCACGAGCCAGAGAACGAGGAGCCGGCCCUUCUUAGCAAAAAGGCAGCAAAGAAAAAAGCGGCCAAGCUCGAGAAGCUCCGUCGCCGCCAGGAGCGAGAAGCAGCGACCGCCGCGGCUCGCGCUGAUCAGUACUCCGCCGCGCCGGAGGACCAACUCGCAGCGAACUAUGGCGACGUGUCACUCAUUCAGCUCCAGUCGAUGAAGAUGGUCGACGUCAAUCUUCGGACGGAGGUCGGAGCUCUAACUGAGGCGUUGAAGGACCAGAAGGUUCGGAUACGCGGCCGUGCGCAGACGAUUAGACCCACCGGGGAGAAGCUGGCGUUUAUUGUGGUCAGAGAGAAGGGGUUCACGGUUCAGUGCGUCGUGACGGUUCAGCCGGAGAUAGUGAGCUGUCAGAUGGUGAAGUACGCGUCGAAGUUGAGCCGCGAGUCGAUUAUUGACAUUGAAGGGAUUGUGUCUAAACCUGAUAUGGCAAUUGCAGGCGCUUCACAGCAGGUGGAUGUGCAAGUUAGAAAGUUGUACUGUAUAAGUAGGGCUGCUGUUUUACCUAUUGAAAUUGAGAAUGCUGCUCGAAGUGAAAAACCUAAUGAGGAUGGACAGAAUACUCGCUUGAAUAACCGAGUACUUGACUUGCGAACAGCGGCCAACCUGGGGAUUUUCCGAAUCCAGAGUCAAGUUGGAACUAUCUUCAGGCAGUUCUUGCUGUCCGAAGGGUUUGUUGAAAUCCAUACACCAAAACUGAUCGCUGGUUCAAGUGAAGGUGGGGCUUCGGUGUUUAAACUAGACUACGUGAAGGGGCAACCUGCCUGCCUUGCCCAGUCACCGCAGCUCCACAAGCAGAUGUCCAUCUGUGCUGACUUUGGUCGUGUUUUCGAGGUUGGUUCUGUUUUCAGAGCUGAGAACUCUGAUACACAUAGGCAUCUAUGUGAGUUCACUGGUCUCGAUAUUGAGAUGGAGAUUGAGUGGAGCUAUUGUGAGGUUAUGGAUAUUGUAAACAGUUUGUUUGUCAAUAUGUUUGACUAUUUGAACAAAAAUUGUGAGAAGGAACUUGAAGCUGUACGAAGGCAGUAUCCCUUCGAACCAUUAAAGUACUUGCCUGAGACUCUACGUCUCACCUUCGCGGAAGGUGUUCAAAUGCUAAAGGAUGCCGGUGUGGAAGUUGAUCCUAUGGGGGACUUGGAUACUAAAAAAGAGAGGAAGUUGGGCCAAAUAGUUUUGGAGAAAUAUGGCACUGAGUUCUACAUACUUCACCGCUAUCCGUUGGCUGUGAGGCCUUUCUAUACCAUGCCUUGCGACGAUAAUCCUGAAUACAGCAAUUCGUUUGACGUCUUCAUUCGAGGUGAGGAGAUUAUAUCAGGGGCACAACGUAUCCAUGUACCAGAAUUAUUGGUCGAACGUGCUUCAGCACGUGGAAUUGAAGUAGAGACAAUAUCAACAUAUAUUGAUUCCUUCAGAUAUGGUGCACCUCCCCAUGGUGGAUUUGGAGUAGGGCUGGAGCGUGUUGUGAUGCUCUUCUGUGGUUUGAAUAACAUCCACAAAACAUCUUUAUUCCCGCGUGAUCCAGACCGGCUAGCGCCUUGAUUUCUUCAGUCAGAUUAGCAAACAAUUAGCAGCUUCCGAUUUAGCUUAUUGAAUUG
Molecule: messenger RNA, 1676 nt
Organism: Rosa chinensis
Lineage: Eukaryota; Viridiplantae; Streptophyta; Magnoliopsida; Rosales; Rosaceae
Product: aspartate--tRNA ligase 2, cytoplasmic
Exons: 2
Coding region: 1-1620 (539 amino acids)
Biological process (GO): aspartyl-tRNA aminoacylation
Cellular component (GO): cytosol; cytoplasm; aminoacyl-tRNA synthetase multienzyme complex
Molecular function (GO): RNA binding; ATP binding; aspartate-tRNA ligase activity
Source: RefSeq, a predicted model, not a curated record